AUGGUGGCUUGUUCGGAACCGAGCGCUCAGGGCGCAGAUCAGGCCGCCCGGGCCUCCAGUUUCGGGCGCCGGCGGGCGCGCGUCCAGGCAGGCGUGCCGGGGAGCGCGCACCGGCGGGCGGGCGGGGCUGCCCGGGGCGGAGCGCGGGGCGGAGCGCGGCCAGGCUGCUCGGCGCAUCUAGCUCCCGGCCCGGCGCUUCACGCCCCUAGCGCUCGCCGGCUCAUAGGGCUCACUGCGGCCGCCCGCUCCCGCCAUGCGGGAUACGAGCCACUGACCCGCGCCUGCGACCCCGAGAGCCCGGCGUGCCCCGAGAAGACCCAGAGGAGCGAUGAGCUGCCUAGCCGGGACGGUCGCAGCGCUGCUGCUCGCGUUGCUGGCAGAGGCGUCAACUCUGCUUUUCUCCUUAAGUCUUUGUUUUUGCCUUACCUGGCUGACAAGGGCACAGAAGCCAAAAAACAUUGCUGGUAUUUUGAAGGACUUUAUCCAACAUAUUAUACAUGCCACUCCUACGAGGAUUGCUGCGGCUCCAGGUGCUGCGUGCGUGCGCUCUCCAUCCAGAGGCUCUGGUAUUUCUGGUUCCUCUUGAUGAUGGGUGUGCUCUUCUGCUGUGGCGCUGGCUUCUUCAUCCGGAGGCGGAUGUACCCCCCACCACUGAUAGAGGAGCCUGCAUUCAAUGUGUCCUACACAAGGCAGCCCCCCAACCCUGCUGCAGGAGCCCAGCAGCCCGGGCCGCCGUAUUAUACUGAUCCGGGAGGACCGGCCAUGAAUCUCGUCGGGAAUCCCAUGGCGACAGCUUUCCAGAUCCAACCCAACUCACCCCAGGGAAGCACAGCCUACCCCCCACCCCCGUCCUACUGCAACACGCCCCCGCCCCCCUAUGAACAGGUGGUGAAGGCCAAGUAA
Messenger RNA from Chrysochloris asiatica (Cape golden mole), 903 nucleotides. It is a transcript of the gene VOPP1, whose product is annotated as vesicular, overexpressed in cancer, prosurvival protein 1. The record is from RefSeq and is a predicted model, not a curated record. The transcript has 7 exons. Gene Ontology annotation, cellular component: cytoplasmic vesicle membrane. The coding region runs from base 1 to 903 and encodes 300 amino acids. NCBI's taxonomy places the organism in Eukaryota, Metazoa, Chordata, Mammalia, Afrosoricida, Chrysochloridae.